AUGCUCCUGGAGCAGGCAGAUUUCCGGGCUAUCCAGAUGAAGCGUGACGGGACCGCGUUCUUGUCCAAGACAGGGAUCUGGUCUGUCAUCGACCAGUCCGGAUUGGACACUGGUCGGAUCGCAGUAGUUGACUUCAAACCUAACGGCCAAGUAGCCAACCUCAUUCGGCUCCGGCCUUGGCAUCUGUCGGAACUGCUCCUGUUGCUUAUAGGCUUAGAUAUGCCUCUCCUGGAUAUCCUGGAAGAGACAAGGCAACGACGGGAAUUUGGAUGGGCAGAGUGGGGAAGUCAAGAGAUCUGGACGCGCGAGAUUGACCGGAAUGCCCCUGAAUAUCUGGUGUUGGAGGCCCAAGGGCGAGAGUCGGAAUUUAAUCUAGAGAGCAUCCGAUCGGUCUGCGAUGAUCAAUUGGGGUGGCUUCCCAUCCCAGGAAAGAUCCAAAAGCAACACUGA
This is a messenger RNA of Aspergillus pseudoviridinutans, 450 nucleotides long. RefSeq lists its product as uncharacterized. Bases 1 to 450 code for a protein of 149 amino acids. NCBI's taxonomy places the organism in Eukaryota, Fungi, Ascomycota, Eurotiomycetes, Eurotiales, Aspergillaceae. The transcript has 2 exons. The record is from RefSeq and is a predicted model, not a curated record.